Paramacrobiotus metropolitanus is the source of this 917-nucleotide messenger RNA. RefSeq lists its product as uncharacterized. Lineage: Eukaryota; Metazoa; Tardigrada; Eutardigrada; Parachela; Macrobiotidae. The transcript has 5 exons. The record is from RefSeq and is a predicted model, not a curated record. The coding region runs from base 207 to 860 and encodes 217 amino acids.
GCUGGUCUAGUCUCAUGCAGUCUGUAAUCUGUAUUCAAUAUAUUUUGAUGAAGUUCUUGUUAGACUUUUACCAGCAAUUGCAAAUCUGUUUAAUUUUGAAUAUCAAGUCCACGCUGAUAAAAAAUUUGUUUCCCGCAAGUGGCUGAAUACCCACUGUCGGCGAGUGUGUUCCGCGUAUGCAACUUUAUUAUUUUUGAAAAGCGAGAAUGUCGUCCUUACCAGUUCCGCGUCGAUCGAAAUCCGCUAGUCGAUCCCCACUCCGUAGCGAAGAGCGUGAAAAAGAACCAUUCGCACACGAGCACUUCCAGUUGCUGCUUGUAUCCCUGAAGCAUGGGAAGAAAAAUUGGGUUUCGGACGAUUACAACGGUAUAUUACUGAGGCACGAAGCCUAUGGAGCGCUUGAACAUGCGCUCCCGAGAAAUGACAUGGAGACGAAAAUGCUGGUACUACUCUUUGGAACCAACAAGGAGAGUCCCAAUACAGUCCUGAAGGAUUUUUUGGAUUCCAUUGGACCACUUUUCAAACGGGACUCGGAUGACGGGAAAUUUGAAGUGCAUCCCGAAAUCAACGAGAAACGCGCCUGUGUAACAAUGUUUAACGGCCUCGAAAUGUCUUCCCAGCUUAUCAAAGGCCACAUUGAAGAGUGGAAGAAAUUGCCGGAGAAAAACCAAAAAUUAUCAUUUCCCCAUAAACAUAUGUGGAGCGAAUAUAGGCAUGGAUCCGUCGGAGCUAAAAUGCAGACGUUGUACCAUGAUUCAACUCGAAUGUUAUCGUCACAGAAAGUUGGGAUCAGCGAAACGGUUGUUUCUGGGCACGAUUUGCACGAAGAACGGAUUAAGGAACAAAAAAAGAAAAAGUAGCGAAUGACCUUUAUGAAGUGCUGAAUUUUUUCGUGUCGAUGCACGCUCAGAGAAAGA